Thermochaetoides thermophila DSM 1495 is the source of this 273-nucleotide messenger RNA. RefSeq lists its product as uncharacterized. The coding region runs from base 1 to 273 and encodes 90 amino acids. Lineage: Eukaryota; Fungi; Ascomycota; Sordariomycetes; Sordariales; Chaetomiaceae. The transcript has 2 exons. The record is from RefSeq and is a predicted model, not a curated record.
AUGAAGCUUCUGUCUUUCCUCACACUCGGCUUCCUCGGCGGAGCUCUGGCCCAGCAGCAGUGCCCUGGCAGCUGGUAUCUGCAGCCAGACGACUGCAUCUGCAUGCGAAGCACCGACGGCGCCUUGCUCAAGGAUCAGACCUUCAUCUGUUGCAGACAGCUGGGAUACAAGACCUAUGACAACAUCUGCGCCGUCGAUCGAAACAUGCGUCAGACCUUCAAGGAUUGCUGCAAGGGCUUGAAGCAGGAGAGCGUCAUUGGGCAUUGCCGCUGA